UAAACAUGCAUGCAUGCAGUCACCAGGAAACAGCUCACUGUCUGUGGAAAUGAAAAUUAAAGGGAGAAUUCGAAUUUGUUUUGCUAUAGCACAGACAGGGUAAACUGCUCUUUGAAUAGGCUACUGCUAACCCAUCUUUGUGUAACACUGAGAGCAGAAUUUUGAUACCUGCCCUGUAGUUGAACAAUGAAGUCUUUUCUUUCUGCUCUGUUCCCACCCUCUCAGUGCCGCUCUUGCGUUCCCUCUUUCUAGUGCACACAUACUUGCUUGCCCAAAACCUUUCCCUCUCUCUCUUGUUUACUCAUUCUCUCUCUCUCUCUCAUUCUGAGAACAAAGAAUCAAGCCAAGCAGGAAAUUUGACCUGAGUCCUAAAAAAAAAAAAAGGUAAUCUCCACCCCUUCCUGCUCCAUCGCUCUUUAAAACAUCUGUGAGCUGCACCAUGGAAAUUAUUUUCUUGCGAUUCAUUUGCGCUGCUGUUUGAAUUGAUCUCAUGCGUCAAUGACAUGGUGAAAGCUGAAGAAUUUGGCUAACGUGUUUGUGGAAGAUGGGAAGACAACUCUUAGCAGUCAGCCUGGCUAUCAUAGGCUUCCUGGGCACCAUCCUAAUAUGUGCUCUGCCCAUGUGGAAAGUGUCAGCCUUCGUGGGAGCCAACAUCGUGACAGCGCAGGUGUUCUGGGAAGGCUUGUGGAUGAACUGUGUGAUGCAGAGCACUGGACAGAUGCAAUGCAAGGCAUUCGACUCUGUUUUGGCUCUCUCUCAAGAUCUCCAGGCCACUCGAGCCUUGAUCUCGGUCUCCAUCGCUGUUAGUGUGGUCAGCAUUGGUUUAACUGUCAUCGGGGCCAGAUGUACUAACUUCUACCGUGAAGACCGUCACGCCAAAGCCAAGAUUGGGAUACUAGCUGGAGUGGGCUACAUUAUUGCAGGGCUACUGUGUUUGAUAGCUGUUAGCUGGUCAGCAUACACAAUCAUUGUGGGCUUCUACAAUCCUCUAGCUACAACAGUGAGUAGAGGAGAACUGGGGGCCUCUAUCUAUGUAGGAUGGGCAGCUGGUUUCCUCCUUGUUCUGGGAGGCAGCAUUUUCAUCAGCUCAUACUCCAACAGCUGCUGAUCACUAGAACAGAAGGAUUUUCUUCAAGCUAUGAAAGAAGUGGAUGGAGAUGCCCCCUCAACUUUUUGUAGGCCUAGCUGCUUUAUGGACAUAGUACUAGAAAAUGUAAAGCAGAUCAUUUUACUGUUUCACUGAAAGGAACUGGAACAAUAAAAAUAGUCACGUUCAUAUUGCAACAUGCUGAAAUGAACUGAAGGUUUACAGAAAAGGACUUUCAGCUGUUUCUGUUUCAAGGAAAACAGCCUUAUUAGCUUGUUGGUCUAUCAACAGGAUUAUAAUCAUUUAUGUUGGAACAUUAUAUUUGUUUAUAUGGACUACAGUGUCUUUGGUAUUUUGUAGUUAUAAAUGAAUGCCAGAUUUGAAAUGAAUGAAAUUAAAAUUAAGUACGGUGCAAGAUUAAGAAAGAUGCAUUGCUAGUGCCAUUAAGAGAUUCCAACUAGCAAUUCAUAACUUACAAAUGUCUCACCAAUUGCCAAAUGCACUUUUGCAGUAAAGUGCAAAGCAAACUUAAUAUUUUGUGAGAUCAGCAGUUUUAUCUGACUCUAUAUACAUUUAUCUCUGAAACAGUAUGUGAAUGUGGAGAUUGUACAAUA
Pygocentrus nattereri (red-bellied piranha) is the source of this 1701-nucleotide messenger RNA. Its product is annotated as claudin-like protein ZF-A89. The coding region runs from base 545 to 1108 and encodes 187 amino acids. The record is from RefSeq and is a predicted model, not a curated record. The transcript has a single exon. Gene Ontology annotation, molecular function: structural molecule activity. Gene Ontology annotation, cellular component: plasma membrane; bicellular tight junction. NCBI's taxonomy places the organism in Eukaryota, Metazoa, Chordata, Actinopteri, Characiformes, Serrasalmidae. Gene Ontology annotation, biological process: bicellular tight junction assembly; cell adhesion.